AUGGUAGUUUUAAAUGGAGGCCAUACUAAUCACAGUCAUCAUCCAUAUCAUUCUUUGCAUUGUUUACUUCAAAUUCUAUCCAUUUUUGAUACAUUGAACUACUGGUCAUUUGUGUCACCAAUUUUAAAAUGCUACUUCAGUCAAGAACAUAAUCGCAACAACAAUAAUACUACUACUACAAAUGACAAUACUACUAAUAACAACCACAAUACCAAUUCUUACUCAUCCCUAUUAUCCAAUUGUAAUGAUUAUUCAUUGAAAGAAAUCAAAUCAUCCCCGUUUAAAUUUAAUCACACUACUACCAAUACUACUACUAAUACUACUCAUCAUAUUUCACAAACACAAAAUGACCAUGUCUUAUUACAUAACAACAGUUCACCACGUCGAUCCUCCUCCCUGAUUAGAUAUAAUCAACAUCAACAUGUGAAUGAUAAUCGAAGUUCCAUCAAAUUAAAUCGUUCACAUCGACAACAUAAACAAAAUCCACCAUAUUCAAUUGAACAUUUAACAACUAAUGGCGAUACAGCAUUACCAUCGUAUAUGUCAACGUUAUUCAGUUGUGAUAGUAAAUCAUCGUCAUUAAGUAAGGAGAGUGGCGGGAAAAAGAUUUUAAAUUUUCUUCAACGUGGAUUUCAAUCGAAACGACCAAAAUCAAUGGUAAAAAGUGAACGACGCAAAAAUGUUAAACAUCGAUCAAGAUCCGUUUCUAAUUCUGAUCAAACUAUUCCAAGAUCAUUGUCAAUUAUUAGCGCUAACAGAGCGCUUAUAUUUCUUGGAGAACAAAUUCAAUUACCAACAGAAUUAUACAAUGCAUUUGAUGUGAAACCGACAGAGUCUGUUUUAACAUGUGGCAUGACGAACAGUGAUACUAGUCAUCUAGUACAAAUUUGUAAUAUUGAUCCAAGUUUGAUUGGAAAUAAGUGUAAUUAUUAUUUUCAAGUUAUGUCUCCAUCACGAACAGCAAUGAUCAACGAUGAUCCCGUUCGGUUUGAUAGCCCACAAAGAAAAACUGACAAUGUUCCAUGUCCACGUCUUGAGACUAAUAAUAAUCUCUCGACAAUACACCCAUCAAAUCUCCUUCAUUCUCAGGAUAACACUGGUGAAACUGUCAAUAUCCCCUUUGUCAUUCACAAUUAUUCAUGUCAAUCAGCGCUGGAAAGAGAUCGAUGGGUACAAUUAAGUCUUUCUACUCCGAAAUUGAAAGAUGAACGAUUAUAUGAUGAUGUUCAAUAUUCAAUGCCAUCGUCAAAAAAUCAUCAAAGUGAAUUAACUUUAAUUGAUUUAGAUCAUAUACACGCUACAACAACAGUGAUUACUAAACCACGUACACAUUCAAUGAUCAAACUUGAUCAUAACAAUGAUAACAGUCAUAAGGUGAUGACAAAUGAUAGGAAACAUUUCAUGACAAUACAAAGACCCAUUUUAGAUUAUCGAUUUACUCCACCAUUAACUAGAUCAUUAAUUUCUUUAAAACGUUUAAUCAAUCCAUCCCAGGAUACACAACGACGUAUAGAGAAUUGUUUAAACAUAUGGAUUCAAGAAGCCAAAGGAUUAAUGAUGAAAAAUAAGUAUUAUUGUACAAUCUCAGUGAAUGGUACAAUUUGUGCACGUACAACAGUUAAACAAAUGACAGAUAUGUUGUUCUGGGGUGAAGAGUUUGAUUUAAGUGGUCUCGCAAACUGUUCAGAUUUAACUAUUGAAAUAUGGAAAGUAUGUGACAGUAAAUCAAGAUCUCCAUCACAUCGUCAUCGAACUACUUCAUCACAUCGUUCCACACCAUCAUCGCAUCGUCAACAUCAACAAACAACCAAUACAAGUCCUUUACCAAUGUGUAAAGUUAUGAUGACUUGUACAAAAGCUGCAAAUGAUGGUUCCGUUUCACCGCCAGAUUUUACUGCUUUACGUAAUUCAGUCAUAUUGGAUGAUUUAUCCAUGACAUGCGCCAGUAAUGAUGAUACAGUUGGGUCAAGACAAAAACGUCGCAAAUUUAAAUCAUCCAAAUCGGUUAGUCCAUCUCUUGUCGCCACUGUCAAUAUUUCUCUGACGGAUCUUUCUAAUGCCGGUGAAGUGGAAAGUUGGUAUACACCAAUUUCAACUGAUUCAACACAAUCAAUAACAUCAUCCUCAUCACCGGAUCAAUUAAAACAAACCGAGUCGGCUAAAAACCCCAAUGAAUCAUCAAAUGUCAAUAAACCUAAAUCCAAAGGACGACAUUCAAAUCGUCGUGAUAACAAUGUGAACUCUAUACAAAUUCGUGUGAAAAUUCGUUAUCGUACUCUUACUGUUUUACCAUUGACUAGUUAUACACGUCUGGAAGCUAAUCUAUGCCAAUUCCAGUUGCCCAAGUCAAUGGCCAAUGAUGGUACAGAGAAUAGAUUAAAUCAUGGGAAAUUCGAUUCCAUUUCUCAAUUGUCUAUAGGCAGUAAUAAAUCAGAUCUCAUUCAAUUAUUAGCCAGUUUAGAUCCAUGGUUAAAUGUCAAAGCAAAAGCUGAAUUAGCCGGUGCUAUUGUUGUAUUACAACAAGCGCAUGGACAAGUCACAGAAUUUUUGGCUAGUCUUAUUCUGUGUGAAGUGAAAAAACAAACUGAUCCAAAUAUGGUAUUACGUGCUAAUAGUAUAGCAACAAAAGCCACUGAAAUUUAUUUACGUCUUGUUGGUGGAACAUAUUUAUCAAAUAUUCUAUCGGAUUUCAUACAAAUUGUCCUACAUGGUUCCACAAUUGAUUCCCAACUAAAAACUACCAAUCGUUAUCCAAUUGAUUAUGAAGUAGACAUUAGUAAAGUACAAAAUUCAACACAAUUAACACAAAAUCAAGUGAAUCUACUUAGUUUGGUGGAGCUAGUAUGGAAAAGAAUUUUAUUGAGUGAAAUGGAAUUUCCUGAACAAUUCCGUGCUUUAUUUGUUGAAAUUAGACGAUAUUUGGAGACAACUGGUUCAAACAGUCAUUAUUCAUCAGUCAAUAAUCUUAAUAAUAAUAAUAACAGUAAUAAUAAUAAUCAGUAUCAUUAUGAUGGUGGUUUGAAUGGGUCAAUGAAUUCAGCAAUCAAUGGUGGCGCCACGGGCGGUGCCACUAGUGGUACAUUAUGUGAACAUGUGAUUUCAGCUUGUUUAUUUCUACGUUAUAUAUGUCCAGCUAUAUUGUCUCCUUCAUUGUUUAAUUUGACACAUGAAUUUCCUAGUGAACCACGUGUAUUACGUGCAUUCACUUUGGUUGCGAAAACAAUUCAAACUUUAGCUAAUUUCAAUUUAUUCACUGGUUCAAAAGAAACUUAUAUGAAAUUUAUGAACCAAUUUGUUACAGAUCAAUUGCCAGCAAUGCGACAAUUUCUACAAUCGAUUUCAAUUCCACACAGAAAGCCAGCCUUAUUAACUAAUAGUAACAAUAAUAACAGUAGUAGUUGUAGUACAAUUUUAAAACCGAUCAAUUCUUUAUCCAACAUACAUUAUACUACUCAUAUGAAUAACAAUGAUAGUAGUAAUAAUAAUAAUAAUAAUUCUAUGCCACAUUCAUUACAUAUCAUUGGUACAGAUGAGAAUGCUUGCUUAAAACCAACUAAAAAGGAUAGAAAGAAUUCAAUGGAGAAUAGAAAACAUCAUUUGAAUAAUAGUCAAUCACAUCAUGGUGGAUUUGUAAAUUUCAAUGAAAUGGAUAAAUCUACUAGUAAUAAAAAAUAUGAUUUCACAAAUUAUUCAACAGAUUUUCAUAAUACUGAAUUAAUGUUAACAAGUCAAUUAAAUGAUUCUAAAUCAAGUGUAACAGACAAUACAAAAUUACAAAAGUGCCCGAAUACAACAACUCCAUUAUCAUCAUCAUCAUUAUUAUUGAGCAAUUCAAUUUGUCUACCCCCACUACCAACAAUCAAUCAGAAUGGACAUGUAGGCAACAUAAAAGAUCAUGUAGAUUUACCGUUGUGUUUAGCUUUGUGUCAUCUUCAAUUAACUGAGGCAAUUGACAAAGUUCCUGAAGAUAAGCGAAUACCUGAUGUGAAAGAAUUGAAAACAAUCUUAGAUGAAUUGAAUACAUUUCUAGUAAGUGGGAAAGAUCCUCAACCCAAUUGGUGGCAUAAAACAACUAUGAAUAAUUAUGAUGGAGAUACUAUACCGAUCAAGACAAACAUAUCACCAAUGAAAUCAAUAAUUCACGAGAAUUUCAACAACACUCCACCAAAAACGAAUACAAAAUCGCUUUAUGCUCAAUCGAAUCAAAAUAAACUUGUCCAAAAUCAUAAUCAUAAUCAUCAUCAUAAUUAUAAUGCCUAUAACUCUGAGUCUACUACAACCAAUGAAUCAAUAUCGUUAAUCAAUAAAAGUGUCAAUCAUUUGGUCAAUCAUCAUGACGAUGAGUCAACCAUUUGUGCAUCGAAUGUACCAAUGGUAAAUUUAACAUCAUCGUCGAAACAACAAAUUGUUGUUUUACCUGAAAAGAGCAAAAACAAUUCUCAUCAUCAUCGUUGUAAAGAAGAACAAACUAGGAUGAUACCUGACUCGAAUAUUGGGUUAGUUGUAGCAAAAAGAAGACAGAAUGAUUCAUCUAUGCCAGAACGUGUAACAGCAACACAGUGUAAUUCAAUAGAGAUUAUUAAAAUUUCACAGUCAAAUACUCACAAUACCACCACGACUACAACUACUACUACCACUACUACUAAUAAUAAUACUAAUAGCUCACUAAAUGAGAUCAAUCAACAAGUUUACAAUAAUACAUCAAUCAAUUCUAUGAAUGGAUCAAAGAAAUCCACUGAAUCAAAUCAUGAUUUCACAUCAAUCAUUAAACGAUGUGAUAAUCGAAGACGUGUACAAAGUCCACGUAAAACACAAGAACCAAUUAUUAUUUAUGAUCAGACUACAACAGAUAGUACUAAUCGUAAUAAUAUUAAUAGUACUAAUCUAUGGAUUCACAAUGACACUGCACAAAAAUCAUCAGCCCAAAAACAACAACAAUCAGUCAAUCCCAUUGCAUCCAUAGAAAUUUGUCAUGAUAUUUUGAAUCCAGAUCAAUUUACGCCUAAUAUUAAUAAUAAUUUAGGAAAUUCUUCGUCAUCCGGUUAUUUCACCAUUUCAAGUCAUACAAAUCUAUUGAAUGAAUCAUUUACAGAACAAAAAUCAAUUCCAUCUGAACAACUGAUCAAUAAUAAUGCCACACCAGAUACUACUGAUGUCAUCAUGACAUCCUUGUCUACUACUAUGAAUUCUUUUUCGACUACUACUACCACUACUACUAAAGCUGGUAUGAGUAGUAUAAAUAAUUAUAGUCAAAAUGGUAUAGGUGAUCAACAAUUGAAGAAAAAUUUACAAAAAUCUACUGCUAGACGACAUACUUAUGUGAAUUUAAUGCCUAAUAAUAAUAAUAACAGUACUAUGAAUACAUUGGACACUGAUCAAUCGAUCGAUAAUUCUCUGAAUUAUGAUAAUAUCAGUAAUCAUAAUAAUAAUGGCGAUAAUAAUAAUAAUCGUACUAUUGAAUUAGAUGAACGAAAUUGGGCACCACCAGUGUACAUAUCUGAAGAACAGAAAAAUCGACGUCUUACAUUAACUUAUCCAAAAUCAAAUGAUUAUCAACAUCAUUCACCGAUUGAUUCACCACGCAUUAUGAAUUAUUUCGAUAAGGAGGCAGUGAAUUUCAAUGAUCCAUUUCAACUUUCAAUGUCAGAACAAGAAUUCUAUAGAAAUUCAUCUACACUACAGACAGAAUGGCAACGAAUUAAAUUUAUCCCAACAAAUAUUGCACAUACUGUUAGUGCAGUAUCAAGUUAUAAUAAUAACAAGAGGACUGCAAUAUUUCCAACAGAAAAUAAUACACCAUCCAAUGUAUUAGAUCUUCAAAGUGAAUUCGACGCAUCACAAGCUCGUCUAGCCGAGACACAAGCACGUCUUUUAGCUAAUGAAGCUGAACGUAUACAAAUUUUACAAACAUGGCAAAAUGAAUUAAUCAAACAAUCCCAGCUGAUCAAUGCCAGUAAAACUGUUUGUAAUCAUCAUCGUCAUCAUCCUCAUCCUCAUCAACAAAAACAACAAAAUUUAUCUACAAUUUCACAAUUCUCAUCAAAUUUACAAUUGACCAAUGCUAAUCCCAAUAGAGAAAAUAAUAAUCUACAUUGUCCUAAUGAUGGGAAUGAAUUUGUGGGUGAUAAUGAACCAAGAUCAAUCUCAGUGAUUCCACUGUUCAAUACAGAUGGAAUGAAACAACACGAUUAUAACAAUAAUGAUGGAAGUAUUUACGACUAUGAGAAUGGUGAUGAAGUUGUUGUUGAUCAUGACAAUGAAUUGAUGAAUCAUAAUCAUGGUCGACAGUCUCAACAUUGCAUGAUGAUUGAUAAAAAUCCGCCAUUAUUAACUGCAACCAAUGGAAUGAAUCGUCGAAAUUAUGGUAUGCAUACAUUAUCGCCGAAUUCAUCGAUAAAAUCAUUAAGAUCACACAGUAAUCAACCUCGUAUGGGAGCAUCGGCAGUGGUUACAAAUUUACAAGACUAUCAUCAUGCAAGCUCACCAAUCAAUAAUAAUGAUUAUGGUUAUUUCCAGUCGACAAUACCACGAAGUAAGAUAAUGACGAAUCGGAAUUAUAAAUUACAAAAUACUACUACUACAGCUAUAACUGUUACAUUACCAACUACUACUAAUACUAUUACUAAUACUACUAAUAGUACUACAGAAUACGAUGAAUUCUGUCGUAUAACACGUAGUCCUUCAACACCAGGUUUGAUUAAUUCAAAUUUCACGCCGAUUCAUCAUCAUGGAGAUGGUGUUGUUAGUCCGGAUAAACAAUUAGAUUCAAUUGACAAUGUAAAUGAAUUUACCACUAUUACCAAUAAUGCCAAUGAUGAAGUAUUUGCUAGACAAAUUCAAGCGAUUGUACAUGAGAACAAUUCACAAUUAUAUACAGAAUAAAUGUAAAAACAGCUUUAAUCUUUAAUUAUUGAUCGUACUAUAUUGGACAUGUGUAAUUUCCGAUUGAAUUUGUCAAACAGCAGCUACAAUGCUACUACUAUAUGACAUUGAUUUCUUUGCUCUCUCUCUGUCUCUCAUCAGCUCAACUCAUUUCCCCGACAGAACUAUAGGGGCAUCAACAACAGUAACCAGUAGAAGACACACAGAGGAAACGAACUCACUCACCACUCUGAUUCAUUGUAUGCGCUCACUCACUCACUCACACACUCUCUCCUUAUAUAUAUAUGCAAAUAAUCAAGGAUACGGUAAUCGUUUAAAUAUAUACACAGCGUUUUACAUAAUCCGACUUAUAUACACACACACACACACUCAAGCAAACUUGUCUUUUCUAUCCGCAUAUUUUGUUUAUCACUCUCAUAUGAAACUGUUCAAUUGAUGAUGAUGAUGCCUAGCCGCCUGGCGCCAAUGCAUUACACUAACAAUGACAGAAACAACUUUUUUUUUCUUUUCUUGUGUAUAGAUUACUACUUAUUUACUACUUAUUUCAUAUGACAUUAUUUCAUAUUCUUUUGUGUGCUGUGAACUGAAUUUUUUUCAUUUUGAUUUUUGUAAUAAAAAAAAGAAUCAAACAAAAUAGUAUCAUGAUGUUUGUUGACAGUGAUUUGAUUUUUUUUCCCUUUGUACAACAAACAAGCAAACAAGAAUAAAAAUAGUUCACAUUUUC
Molecule: messenger RNA, 7606 nt
Organism: Schistosoma turkestanicum
Lineage: Eukaryota; Metazoa; Platyhelminthes; Trematoda; Strigeidida; Schistosomatidae
Source: the annotation of a GenBank genome assembly